UUAAUAAUAGAAAGAGAAAAAAAUAGUGACUGCGAUUGAAACAAAUCAAAUCCUGUCUGGAUGUCAAAUAUAAAAAUAAAAAAGGAAAAGAAAUGGUGUCGUCCAAUAGAAUGCUGCGAAAUUCGUUUGGUUAUGGUUUAUUGGCAAAGGACUAAUACCAUACAAGUUACAACUUACAAGUACACCUCUUCUUUUCUACUUUAAAGCUACGAACCUAUUCAUAAUUCAAAUAGAAUCCAUUGAAUUUCAAUCCACUGCUACUGCUGCAGAAUACUAAACAGAGCAGAAGAGAUUAGUUCUUAGAGGGAGAAAAAAAAAAAAAAAACAAAUAUGGGAAGAAGGAAAAUUGAGAUGAAGAAAAUUGAAGAUAAGAGCAGUCGUCAAGUUACUUUUUCUAAACGACGAUGUGGACUUAUGAAAAAAGCUCGUGAAUUAUCUGUUCUUUGUGAUGUUGAUGUUGCACUUCUUGUUUUCUCCAAUCAUGGUCGUCUCUACGAUUUAUUUAGUGCCUCUUCUUCUUCAUCUUCUUUAAGUUUGUCUCAGAUUCUCAAGCGCUAUCAGGAUUCCACCCCAGCAGAUGAAGGAACUAUAACAAACGUGGAAGAAAGGGAGCCGAACACCUGUUCAAAUAAUGCACAAGUCCAAACGUGUGAUGAGCUAUUAAAGAUAUUUAAAAGGUACAUAGAAGGCCCUGACAUGAAAAAUCUUAGUCUUGAUGAGUUCUCUAAGCUGGAGAAGGAAGUAAAUGAUGUCCUUGUACAUACUAGAAACCAAAAGACUCAAAUUAUGUUGGAACAUCUUGCGACGCUCCAUGAACAGGAGAAAUCACUAAAACAAGAGAAUCAACUGUUGAAGGAUAAGAUUGCAAAUUUAAACGAGGUAACUACGAGAGCAAACAAUGUAAACUAUAAUUUGGAUGCGUAUAUGGGUAUGGGAUGCCCUCAUCCAAUGAACACACUCCCUCUGUUGUGGUAACCGAUAAUUGAUAACUCGUAACAAUUAUUAAGGACGCGUGUGGCUCCGCUGAGAAGGCAAUUCUGGGAUGUUUAGCUUCAAUAAUCAUGUUUGUCCAAUUACUAUUUACUAUUUACUAUUUACUAUUUACUAUUUUAUCUAAUUUAUGUGUUGUUCAUGAUUGGCCACUAUUGUACUUAACAUAUUAGUAUACCAGUGCUAGCUAGCUACAAGCAAAGUUGAUUCAUUGCGUGUAAUAAAUCAGUAUUAAAAUUUAACAAAUGAUAGAUUUGAUCUACUUGGUCCGUUA
This is a messenger RNA of Amaranthus tricolor (Joseph's coat), 1264 nucleotides long. RefSeq names its product agamous-like MADS-box protein AGL27. Gene Ontology annotation, biological process: positive regulation of transcription by RNA polymerase II. Gene Ontology annotation, cellular component: nucleus. Gene Ontology annotation, molecular function: RNA polymerase II cis-regulatory region sequence-specific DNA binding; protein dimerization activity; DNA-binding transcription factor activity, RNA polymerase II-specific. Lineage: Eukaryota; Viridiplantae; Streptophyta; Magnoliopsida; Caryophyllales; Amaranthaceae. The transcript is spliced from 7 exons. Bases 331 to 975 code for a protein of 214 amino acids. The record is from RefSeq and is a predicted model, not a curated record.